Panthera uncia (snow leopard) is the source of this 6882-nucleotide messenger RNA. It is a transcript of the gene ZNF605, whose product is annotated as zinc finger protein 605. Gene Ontology annotation, biological process: regulation of DNA-templated transcription. The coding region runs from base 3007 to 5028 and encodes 673 amino acids. Gene Ontology annotation, molecular function: DNA-binding transcription factor activity, RNA polymerase II-specific; RNA polymerase II cis-regulatory region sequence-specific DNA binding. Lineage: Eukaryota; Metazoa; Chordata; Mammalia; Carnivora; Felidae. The transcript has 6 exons. The record is from RefSeq and is a predicted model, not a curated record.
UGGGGUGUCAUGGAAGUGAGUGGUUGGGGUCCCCGUAUGAUUACGGAUUGGGCAUCCCCUGGGUUCAGUUCUGUGAGAACCGGUGAUCGGGGCACUGUUAAGGUGAGUGGAUGGGCAACUGAAGGAGGGAGGGCUUGGAAUUCUGUAGGGGUCCUUUGGGACUCAGUGUUUAGGAUUUCACUGACUCCAUUCCUAGUCAAUGAACAGACUCUGCUGAGAUUACUGGAUGGGAGUGUAGGGGAGCCAGCGCCGGGUUUCCCGGCAUUAGUGUUUAGAAGCCUGUGGGAAUCAGUGAUGAGGGGCGGUGCCGUCAUAAUCAGUCAAGGGACCUAUAGGAAUGACCAUGUGGGGUGCUUGGGGCUGAGCGAGGGGGAGCCUGGAAUGAUCAGGAAUAAAGGGUCCUAAGGGUAUCUGAUUGGGGGCGGGGCUGUGGAGAGACUUUGGAUUUCAUUGAUUGAUGCACUUCUGUGCGUUGGUUUUGUCACUUGGGGGUUGGUGAUUGGGGGCUUUGUAGAGCAGUCACUGGAGACCUACCAUAUGUGUAAUUGAAGGUCCUGGAGGGGUGGCCUGUGGGAUCAAUAAUGAGGGUCCUAGUGGGAUGAUGGGCUAGUGGGAUAAGUGGGAGUGGGGCUUAUGGGGCUCAGUGGUUGUGCGGUCUGAAAUUUGUGAGGUCCCUGUUGUGUUCAGUGAAAUGGGGGCUGGAGAACUCUCAGGUGGGUGGGUGGGGAACUGGGAGCCUUGUGAAUGCUAAAGGUUGGUCCGUGGGGUGGGGUGGCUGGGGGUUCAGUCAUUCAAGGUCUGUUGGACCUCGUGUGUGAUUGAGGCCAUCUUUGGUGAUUAUUGGCCUGUGUGGUUGUGUUUGUGGGUGUGGGUAGUCUCAAUGAGUGCUGACCAUGCGUUGGCUCAGGCAAGACUCUCACAGAGUAACUUCUGUUAAAUGACCAUAUUCUCUGUUGUUCUUUGGUCUUUCUCACCCAACACAUCACUUUGUUGGUCAGUGACGGCUCCUUUUACUGAAAUAUUUCCUCACUUAAACGUUCUCAGCUGGUUCAGCCUCAUUGCCCUCCUCUAUCCCCGAACCGCCUUCAGCUCUCUCUCUAGCUCCAGCCGUUUGAGUGUGGUGCUCCCUGAUGGGCAUGCUCUUCCCACAGGCGUCCACAGUGGGUUCCAUCCUCUGUUCAGGACUCAGCUAAAAGUCAUUUCCAGGAUGCCUUUUCUGGCCGUGGGAAGGAGCACCCUCCACCCACCCCUUCCUCUGUCACAUUUAAAAUUUCCUGUGAGCACUCUUUUAGUCUGACGUUACUUUAUUUUACUUGUUUUCCAUCUUAGAAUGCAUUUCUUAGAGGACAGGGACCCUGUCUGUCUUGGGACCUUAAGUCGUCUCUCCCAUGUGUUCAGAACAGGGCCUGGUUGUGAGAGGCAUUCAGCAAACUGCUGCUCUCCUGGCCCGUAAACAAGACUGUGCAUGUGUGUGUGAGUGUGUGCGUACAUGAGAGUGCUGAAUGUACAUGUGCGUGUGAGGGCGGGGUGCAGGAGUAUGUCGGGAUCCUGAAGGAGGAAACGAGAGUGGCAGUUUGGGAUGUUAGUAUAGUCGGCACAUUCCCUUUUCCAGAGGUGAGAGAAGAUCCGUGCAUCAACCCCAAAGGGGUCCAAGCUAAACAGAAGCUCCUGGGGCAGGUGGGCCUUUGAUCUCAGGGACCCCAGGUUCGGGUGGCAACAACUCUCUUUUUUCACUCAGGGCUUCCCAGACUGUUGAGACCCCUAAUUGUGUCCAGGAGAACUCCCUGGGCAUCUUGGAAAGAGGCAUUUCACCUUUGAAUGUUGCUCUCUGCUCUCCUAGAACCUUUUCUCAGAGAUUUGCCCUCCAGCCCUACACUCUUCACACUGGACUAAACAGAGUCCAGUUUCCCUGGGGGGAUCUGACUUUUAUGUGUAUAUACGCCACAAGUGGGCAAAACCCCUGUCAUUCUUCUCCCUUCCCACUUUUCGGAAUUUUUCCUGCUCUGGAUGCCCUUGCUCUGCCCUCUACCACUGUUUUGGGUCAAUAUUCAAAAUCCAGCCUGUCUUUCGAUUCUUUCUUGACUGCCCCACAAGAUCCUCCUUAUAUUGUUGAUGUGGGAACCUGUCUCCACUUACUGGCCCAAGUCGUCCCUCCGUUCUCUUCAUCAUAAAGUGGGAGACUUUCAAGGCCCUCAGGAGAUGAUGUCAGAAGCUGAUGUACAGGGUCAGGUCAAGGCUAAGAUGUGUUCAGAUGUUUCUUUUCUCCUGCCUGCUCACUGUCUGCACAGGGCACGGGCUUUGCUGACCAAGCAGCAACUGGUGAUGAGAGCAGCUUUGUCUCGUCUGUUUCCAGCCCUUGGCCCAACUUGGGGUGGGUAGUAACUGCCUCGGCGGGGCUGGUCUGGCCCCACUCUUGUUAGUUGCCCUGGGGCAAAACCUGGCAGUUCGCUAACAUCCAAGCAUAACUUCCUAUCUUCAUUUGCAGCAGAUUUGUCUCUAUGUCCAUUGGGACAUUGAAGACACCCUCACCUAUUCUUUAAUAGAACAGUGUCUUUAAAUAAAGAGCUCUUGCCCUAAACCUUCCACAGGUACUAUAUUAUCUCUUUGUUCCGUUUAUUUGCUGGAAAAGUGCCCACUGACCAGUCCACCGUGUCCAGUCUUCUUAAGUAGCCUGUCAGCCUGUGGAGACCAAGCUGGGAGCACCGGGAGCUUAGGUGCUCAGCAAACACCCUAGACCACAGGUGUAUUAGGAAGGAAAUGACAUCUCUUUGUGAUCUCACGCUGUGGAGUCUCCGGCGCUGAUCUUGUAUCUGGUUGAAUGUAAGUGACCUGGUCCAUGAGCAGUGAAGGAAUUCAAAGUGGCAUGGCUCUGAGGAACAAGAUAACUCAUGUGAGAUAAAAAAGAAGAGGCCUCAGGACUAGGGGUGCAUUCUCAGUGUACAGACAUUUGACCAGAGGCCUCUCUCCAGAGCAUCAGAACAGAGCAGAUUUUCCAAGCAGCUGAAAAUGAUCAAGUCACAGAUCUCAUUUGAGGAUGUGGCUGUGGACUUCACGUUGGAGGAGUGGCGGCUACUUAAUCCUACGCAGAAGAACUUGUACAGAGACGUGAUGCUGGAGAACUAUAGCAACCUAGUGUUCUUGGGUUAUCAAAUUAUCAAGCCUCAUGGGAUUUUCAAGCUGGAGCAGGAAGAGCCAUGGAUAAUAGAUGAAGUUCUAAGUCAGAACUUUUCAGAAGAAGUCUGGCUAGAUAACAAUCUCAAAAUGUGGCACCAGGAUAAUCAAGACGAGCUUAGAAGUAUGGAGAGAGGCGACGAAUGUGAUGUUUUUAGGAAAAUAUUUCAUUCAAGCAUUAACUUUGUUCAUUUAGCAAUGAGACCCCAUAAAUGUGGCACAGGUGAAAAACAUUUGAAACAUCGUUUUGAGUUUCUUAUUUCAAAAAAUAACCUUGGAAGAAAGAAACUUGAUGAGCUCAGUAAGAAAUUUUUAUUCUACAUCAAACCUGAUAGAACCCAUGGUGGAAUAAAAUACUGUGAUUGCAAUACAUGUAGAAAGGCCAGCAGUAGAGAGUCGUGGCUCAUUGCAGACCAUAUUACACAUACUGGAGUCUAUUUAUGCAUGGAGUGUGGCAGAGUUUUUAAUAAGAAGUCACAGCUCAUUAUACAUCAGAGGACUCAUACAGGAGAGAAGCCCUAUGGAUGCAGUGAAUGUGGAAAAGCCUUCUCACAGAAGUCAUUGCUCACUAUUCAUCAAAGGACUCAUUCAGGAGAAAAACCAUAUGGGUGUGGUGAGUGUCAGAAGGCUUUCAGUAGGAAGUCAUUACUCAUUUUACAUCAGAGAACUCAUACGGGAGAGAAGCCCUACGGAUGCAGCGAAUGUGGAAAAGCUUUCAGCAGGAAGUCACAGCUUAAAAGACAUCAGAGGACGCAUACUGUCGAGAAACCAUAUGGCUGCAGUGACUGUGGGAAAGCUUUCUCCCAGAAAUUAAAGCUCAUUACACAUCAGAGAACACAUACAGGAGAGAAACCCUAUAAAUGUGGUGAUUGUGGAAAAGCCUUCUUUUGGAAGUCCCAGCUCAUCACUCAUCAGAGGACUCAUACGGGGAAGAAACCGUAUGCAUGUAAUGAGUGUACCAAAGCCUUCAGCAGGAACUCACUCCUCAUCAGGCAUCAGAGGAUCCACACAGGAGAGAAACCCUACGAAUGCAAGGAGUGUGGCGAAGCCUUUGUCCGAAAACCACAGCUCAUGAAGCAUCAAGUAACUCAUACAGGAGAGAAGAACUAUCAGUGCAGUGACUGUGAAGAAGCAUUCUUUAAGAAGUCAGAGCUAAUCAGACAUCAAAAAACCCAUUUAGGGGAGAAACCCUAUGGAUGUGUUGAAUGUGGAAAAACCUUCUUUGGGAAGUCACAGCUCCUGACGCAUCAGAGAACUCACACUGGAGAGAAGCCUUAUGAGUGCAGUGAGUGUGGGAGAGCCUUCACCCAGAAGUCAAGCCUGAUAUCACAUCAGAGGACGCACACAGGAGAGAAGCCCUAUGAGUGCAGGGACUGUGGGAAAACCUUCAGCGAGAAGUCAAGCCUCGUUCAUCAUCAGAGAACCCAUACUGGAGAAAAACCCUUUGAAUGUAGCGAGUGCAGGAAGGCUUUUGCCUGGAAGCCACAGCUUCUAAGGCACCAGAGAAUUCAUACAGGGGAGAAACCUUACGAGUGCAGUGAAUGUGGGAAAGCCUUUGUUCAGAAAGUGCAGCUCAUUAAGCAUCAAAGAAAUCACACAGGAGAGAAGACCUAUGGGUGCAGUGAGUGUGCGAAAGCUUUCUUUGAGAAGGCACAGCUCAUUAUACAUCAGAGAAUUCACACAGGAGAAAGACCCUAUAAAUGUAGUGAAUGUGGGAAGUCUUUCACUAGAAAGUCACACCUUAUGAGGCAUCAGAGAAUUCACACAGGAGAUAAAUACUAUGGAUGCAGUGAGUGUGGGACUGCCUUCAGCAGGAAGUCACAGCUCAUGGCUCAUCAGAGGACUCAUGUAAUCUAGAAACCGCAUGAGUGCUAUGAAUAUGGGAAAUCUGUCAGACUGAUAGGAGAAAUCCUGUCAGUACACUGAGAAUGCAGGUCCCACCCAGCAGAGUUCAGAAAGGAGGGAGGUAUUUUUACGUAGACAGCGUAAGAGCCUUCUCCUGAAACACACAGCUUGUUACACGUUAAUGACUUGUUGGUGUGGAAGUCUUACCAGUAUCCUAGUAGUGCAGAACCUGGUAGUCAGGAGUGACAGCUUCUCAUCAGAGGAUCUAAACAUGAGGAGAAACUCAAUCGUUGUAAAAAUUGAGUGGGGGUUUCGUCAAGAAAGGAUAAUUCGUGGUACACUAGAGAAGACAUAUGCAAAGGAAAUACUGAGCAUCUUGAAUUAGAGAUUUCAGUAUGAAGGAGAAGUCCUAAUAGUUUUGAAGAAUUCUGGUAAGCAUGAUUCUAUCGAAAUAAUCCUAUAGAGUUGUGUUGUAUAUAAGUUACAAAAAGUAGUUAAUUUUAAGUGGUAGCUGUGUUUUAAGUGUGAAGAUAUGCUUUCUGCUGUGGUGAUGUGGCAAGGGCCAGAUUAAUCCCCUGCCUUGAACAGCUAGAAACUGUAAAAUGUAUAUGAAAUAACGGUUUCGAGACCUAUGACAGGCGGAAGCGUGUGAUCCCUGGCAGAAGGUGUAGAGAGUGAGGUGAGCCCAUAAGAGCCCAGCCUGGUGCCUGGUGGCAGUUCCCAGGGUGCACAUCAGGGAAAGGAACAAAUGUGGUCUUGCUGAAUCAAAGUGAAUUGCUGAAUUGGCAUUUGGGGAGGCCAGAGUAGCUAAAGUUUGCAGGGAGUUGUACUGGAGAGGAGGGAGCUUCCCAGAGAGAGGGCUGCAGAAAUCUACAAGGAGUCUGCUUAGUCUUUUGGCUUAGUACUGAUUUGCACACGUGUGACCAGAAAUUUCCUGAGUCCAGGAAAAGUGCUGGAAAGCAGUCCGCCAAACAGUUCCCAGAAAUCAAUGUAGGGCUGGGAAUAAAAUUCCCACCACCUGAAAUGGCAACGACUUUUAACACAUGGGGCAUCGGGUAGGAUUCCCAGCAGAGUAUUAUCUUAGUAGUGAAGUAAUUAAUCCUAGAUCGAAAGCUAGUCUGGACCCACAAUGUCUGGCAUCCAAAAACAUAGCUGGCAUACACAGAAGCCAUGAGAAUAUGACUUGUAACCAGGAGAAAAAUCAGUCACUAGAAAGAUACAGAAAAAAUGGAAGCAGUUGGCAUUAAAUAAGGAUAUUCAAAUAGCUUUUAUAGAUAUAUGGGAAAACAGGAAUGUGACAGAUGAAUUGGAAGAUGUAUUUUUAAAAGCCUGAGUGGAACUUCUCAGGAUGAAAACAACAAUAUCUGAAAAUUAAAACAAAAAAACAACUUUGGAUGGAAUUAAGAGCAGAUUAGACAUGGAAUAUCAAUGAACUUGAGUGAAAAUAAAAACUGUCCAACUGAUGGACACAGAAAAAAAAAAGACUCGAAGAAAAGACAAUAGGGAGUUGGUUACAGCAAGGCACGUGUAUUCGUAUGGAGUCCUAGAAGGACAGGGCAGAGAAGAGGCCUAAGAAAGUAUUUGAGGAAAUAACAGAUGAAAUGUUUACACAUAUGAUGAAAAAUGUAACUCCACAUAUUCAAGAAGUUCAAAGAACCUCAAGAUCAUGAAGAAAAUCCUGCUGAUGGACAUCCUAGUCAAGCGGAUAAAACCCGAUGAUAAAGACAACAGUUGUAAAGCACCUGGAGAAAGACAGGAUACUUGCACAGAACAGAGGACCACACACACUUGUGGUCAGAAACUACUCGAGCUGGAACACAACGGAGUGAGGGACAGACAACUUUACAUAAAACCCCCACCACCUGC